Molecule: messenger RNA, 1284 nt
Organism: Schistocerca nitens (vagrant locust)
Lineage: Eukaryota; Metazoa; Arthropoda; Insecta; Orthoptera; Acrididae
Product: glutamate receptor ionotropic, kainate glr-3-like
Exons: 6
Coding region: 1-1284 (427 amino acids)
Source: RefSeq, a predicted model, not a curated record
AUGUUUCAGAGCGAGCAAGUGGGCAGCGGGCUAUGGAGCCUGGUCUGGAGCCGGGAGGCGCCGCGCUCUGUACCUGGACGCCUGCGGCUGCCGCUAAGCCCAGCAUCGCUGUUCUGGUGGGCCUGGGCCCCCCUUGACGCCGAGCGCGCGCCCUCGCUGACGCGCCUCUACCGCCUGCCGGGCGCCAGGGACAACAGUGUGCUGCCGCCGCACCUCCCGUAUCCCAAGGACCUCCAGAGGACCACGCUUACCGUCGGAAUGCUGGCUGAGAGGAACGCGAACGGAACAUGGGAAAUCCCAGAGACCAACAGGAGGCUAUAUUCAAUGACUAAAUUUAACGAAGCUCUCCUGGUUCAUCUCCAAGAACUUUAUAACUUCACGGUGCGCAUGGUGCCCGUGGACAAAUGGGGCAAACGAGAUGCUCAGGGCCGCUACGACGGUCUGCUGGGCAUGCUGCAGCGCGGAGAGGUGCAACUGGCAGUCUCCUCGCUCGUGCCGCAGCCGCACCACCUGGACGCCGCCACCUUCAUCAGCCAUGCCUGGAGAGUCAGGACGCUGGCGAUGGUGCGGCAGCCGUCGCGCGCGGGCGACGUGGACGCGCUGGUGCAGCCGCUGACGCCGCCGGCGUGGCUGUGCUGCGGGCUGCUGCUGGCGGCGCUCGUGGCCGGGCUGCGCGCCACCACCUGGGCGCACCGCCGCUUCGUCCAGCCCGUCUGCCCGCCGCAGCGCCAGCCGCUCGAGGACUCCUGGAGCGACUCCCUGCUGCUCGUCAUCGGGGCCAUCAGCGAGCAAGGGACGGCGAACGACUCGUCGCAGCCGUCGUGGCGGCUGGUGGUGCUGCUGACGUUCAUGCUGUCGCUGCUGAUAAACACGUACUACUCGGCCAGCAUGACGGUGACGCUGCUGCUGCCGCCGCCCGUCGUCUACCGCUCGCUGGCCGACAUGGUGCGCGGGGACGUGCGCCUCGCCCUGCACAACACGCCGGACAUGCUACAGCUGCUGCAGGACCCGCUGCUGCAGCAGCUGCGGCGCGCAGACCGGCUGUCGCUGUCGCCGCUGCAGGGCGCGAUGGAGCGCGCGCGCGCAGACUCUUCUCGCGUGGCGGCGGCGGCGAACGCGGCCGUGCUGUACGCGGCGCUCAGCCCCAGCGACCGCUGCGCCCUCUCCGAGGUGCCGCUCUUCCCGCCGCACCACUCGCUGCUGCCGCUCGCCAAGGGCUCGCCGCUCAAGGAGCUGCUCUCCGUGGGGUGCGUACCGCAAACACACACCGACCGAAACCUGUAA